AAGACAGGUUUAAGCAUUAAAUUACAACAGUUCGUAAGAAAACGUCAAAGUAACAAUUUGUUAAAGACUAGUGUUUGUGUUACUUAUUGUUGUUGUUAAAAUAAAUAGCGGUGAAAUUAAUAAGCGUGGGGCAACAGGAGGCGAAAUGCCCGUCGGCAGCCUAACGGGCACUUAUCGUUCCCUGACCGGUUCAAAUGCUGUUUACCGGUCCACGACGAUGGUGCCGACCGGCGCCGGGCCGCAGCCGCCGGGUCAGUCCGGCUCUGGCGGCCUCGGCCUACUAGAUGGGUUCAAGAAAGCUUUUAGCUUUGUUUCCGGAACCUACAACAACGCCGAGCCUGAUGGAAGGGAAGAGAGACUUCUUGGAGAUGGAAGUGGACAAAGGACGAGCGUUGCUAGCAGCAGGACUGAUAGUGCUAACACUAACACAAACAGAAAAAUGCCCUCUUCCGGAUUAGCUGAAGAGGCGGCCCUUUUGGGUACUAUGCCUUCUGACAGCAUGGACGACAUUGAGCUAAAAAACAUCCAACUUCAAUUCCCGACAGCCAGAUCACUAUCUAGGGACGACUCCUCCGUAAUGGAGGAAGUUGUCGAGACGGAUCGUGGAAACGUGGUGGUUGCUGUACAAGGUUCCAGGAACAAGCCUGCCAUUCUGACUUACCACGAUCUUGGAUUAAAUUAUGUAUCCAAUUUCCAAGCAUUUUUCAAUUACAUUGACAUGAGAGCGUUAUUGGAAAAUUUCUGCGUCUAUCACAUCAACGCACCCGGACAGGAAGAAGGUGCUCAAACACUUCCAGAAGACUAUCUUUACCCAACGAUGGACGAACUUGCUAACCAAGUCUCUUACGUAAUGACCCAUUUUGGUCUGAAACAGUUCAUAGGAUUCGGCGUUGGAGCGGGGGCCAAUAUUCUCUGCCGGUACGCCUUGAAUCGUCCAGAACACGUUUCGGCACUGUGUCUGGUCAACUGCGUUAGUACUCAAGCUGGUUGGAUAGAGUGGGGGUACCAAAAACUCAAUACUAGACAUCUUCGUUCGAAAGGAAUGACCCAAGGUGUUUUAGAUUAUUUGAUGUGGCAUCAUUUUGGUAGGCAAACCGAAGAAAGAAACCAUGACCUAGUUCAAGUUUACAAAAGUUAUUUCGAACGAAACGUAAAUCCCACCAACUUAGCUCUCUUUAUCGACAGUUACGUAAGAAGGACAGAUCUCAAUAUCCACAGGGAAAUGGACCCACUCAAAAAGAAGAAUGCAAGCUUAGCUAUGCCUGUGAUGAAUAUAACUGGCUCUAUGAGUCCUCACAUGGAGGAUACCGUCACGUUCAAUGGAAGACUUGAUCCAACUAACUCAUCUUGGAUGAAGAUUUCUGAUUGCGGUAUGGUAUUAGAAGAACAACCAGCGAAAGUUAGCGAAGCAUUUAGAUUAUUCCUACAGGGCGAAGGAUACGCCGUACAAGUCGGGCGUCGAAGAUCUAGCUGUUUAUCAGUCGAAGUCGCUCCUCUAUCUCCAACCAAAAUGGCAAUGUUUCGUAAAGCUUCUCUAGAGGAAUUGCUCAAGUCAAAGAUGUCACCCACUGGGCAGUGGCCUGCAAGUAUCAUUCAUAUCACAGAAAAUCCUAUAUCAGCAGUCGUAUGCUAAAUGUUACCGCAAACUGUAUUGAAAUUUAUAAUUGUGACUGACGCGAUUGGUGGAAUAUUUUGGCUGUAAAUUUAAAAUUACGCAAAGGACUUCAUCAAAAAUAUCGACACGGUAUAGUGGAGGCUUUUUAAAUACUGUAUAUACUUCAUAAAACACUCUGCACACUUGGAAAUAGUUUGUUUCUGUACCAAAUAAGUCACUUAAAUUACUUCUAAUAUAGCGGCUUAGAAGAGUUGGACUUUAUGAACAUUCCAAAACCAACUGGUAAUAAAGUGAAAGACACAUGUUUUUUUUUUUCGAAAAGCAUUUCUUAGUGGUCUUUUUUUGUUUGAAAAAGGGUGCAUUUUGGUACGAAAACAUUCUAUUUUAAAUAAGAGUAAACUAAGUUAAUAAAACUGUUUAUACUGUCAUUUGUGCCCCAAAAUGUAUAGAACAUAAUAUUAUAUAUUCGUAUCACUCCUUUCCAUAUCUCAACUGCUUUUAAUGUAUAAAAUUAUGAUAUUUAGUCAAACUAUUGAAAUUAUUAUAUAUAACAUGCACAGCCAAGAAAAAGUGCGCGAAAUGCAAGACCGUGUGAUCAUAUUUCUGAUGGUUCAUCUUCGAGAUAUAAUUGUGCGUUUCUGAGCAUAUAUUCGCGCGCUUCGUGUAUGAGCGCUUUUUCUUCGCUGUGAAUAAAUAAUAUAGACAUAUAGAUAUAUAUUUGCUUUUUAAAGCAAUUGUUACUGAAUCGAUUUUUUACUAAAAACCGCACUGUGUGUCUACAUUUUUGAUGACGUUGAGACCCUAUAUCCAUAGAAUUAGAGCUGAAGAUAAUAUUUUUAUCUAUGUAUUAUUAACAGGUAAAUCAAAAUAUUGGAAAGUAUGUGAUUGUUGAUGUGAAAACAGGAUUAGACAAAGUUACUUGUUAUUUGUUAGUACUGUCAAGAACUUGCAUAAACUCUGAAAGCUCCAACAUUGGGUGUAUUCUUACAAGAUAAAAUUAGCUUUCUCUAAUAUAUAUGUACAGCUGAUACGAAAAAUGCGAGCAUUUAUUUAACAGGGGCUCUCAGAGUUUAUCCAAAUAUCUAUUUGUUGUUAUAGAGCAGACUCUAAACAUGCUGUGAAUAUUCUGAUAUUAUUACUGGUGACAUCGGCGAAGAAUUGAAUGAAUUAUCUACAAAUUCAUGUUCAGUUAUUCAGAUUGUUGGCGUCAAAUAAAUUCUUGGAUGAGACACUGUAAGAAUAUCCUGACAUAGCUCUGUUGUAAUAUUAUCUUGAAACAUAUACCUACAGUAUUGUGCGAAUUAAUGGAAUCAUAGGCUGUUUUAAUGAAAAAACAGUUUAUUUAGUAAACAAUUAUAUUUUGACAAAACUAUAAAGGUAAACUUACAUCAUUCAGUAGGAAAUAUGUCCCCCUUUGGCAACAAUUACUGCUUUUACCCGUUUUGGCAUAGAUUCUAUGAGUUUCUGGCAGUUGUCAGAUAUCCUCUCAUCUCGAUACCAAACCUGAAUGGCCGCUUCUAUCAUUUUUGUUUUAGUGGUACAGUCGAUUUUUCGCAGUCUAGCUUUACAAAUGGCCCAUAAAUUUUCAAUGGGUUAAGGUCGAGCGAAUUACCGGGCCAAUCUAAAACAUUAAUCUUCUUAUUUUUGAAAAAUGCCAUCAUUUCCUUUGAUUUGUGACAGGGAGCAGAGUCCUGUUGAAGAAUCGCUCCUCCUUGGGGUUGACAUUUUUGGAGUUGUUUGUCCAAAUACUUUUCCAACAUGGAUUUGUAUGUUUGGCUGUUUAUCAUGCCUUCAAUUGGCACCAAAGAUCUAAGAUUGAGCUUUUCGUUGUCAGACUUCCUGACGAAUUUCGACCGCUGUCCCUGAACUAUAAAGUGGUUUUCAUCUGUAAAUAGGACUUUUUUCCAGUCGCCUACAGUCCAAUUAGAGUAUUUUUUGGCACACAGUAGCCUUUGUUUCUGCAUUCGUUCAGUUAGAAGCUGUUUUUUUCUGUGGACGAAUUGCCCUUUUACCAUUCUCCAAAAGUCUUCUACGAACAGUUGAGUCAUGAAUCACUAUAGCUGAUGCUGCUAGAUCUUGUUGUAGGUCUUGGCUUGAUUGUCUUGGGUCCAAUUUGCUCUUUCGAAGUAAAAAUCUAUCAUCUGCUGGUGUUGUUUUUCUCUUUCUUCCACAUUUUCCUAACCUUUUCACAUCCACUGAUCCCGUUUCUCGUUUACGCUCCAAAAUUUUGCUUACUACCCCCUGAUUCACUCCACAUGUUCUAGCAAUCUCUCUUUGUGGCAUACUAGUGUGUUCACUCAACGUGACAAUCUUUUCACGCUUCCUAGGCGUAAUAUCUAUGUUGGAAUAAAACCAAAAACAACACAAAAUAGUACAAAAACCCCCAAAACAACACAAGCUUGGUAAGAAAUGACCUAAAACACACUCAAACACACCAACACACAGUAAGGUUAUGUUUUCAAUGCUUGGUCAGCUGUCGACGUGUAUAGGUAGUGUUGCCAACUGUGAAUAUUGAAAAAAUGAAAAAAAAAUUCAUAGUGACUCCAUUAAUUCGCACAAUACUGUAGAUUCAUCCAUACACUAUAGUUGUUUGGUUGUCAAGACAUUUUUCUUAAGUGUUAUUUCACUUGAUGCUUUUUUUACCAUAAGAUGUUUCCAUACCAUUCGACUCAAAGCAAAACUUUCUCUUUUGUCUUCUUACUGAUGAUAGCUAGACGAGAUCACCAAAUUUCUCAAGAAAUAAUAAUACAUUUUACUAUUCUCACAAUGUACUCACUGUUGCUGCAUCAUUUUAUAAGGUAUGUCAUGUGGAACAAUUUUGUUUACCAAAAAAACGUAGUUGGUUUCAAUUUUCCUGUAAAACCAAAAAGUUUUUGCAUAUUUUAUAUCACCUAAGAAUUUGUCGAAUUCAAACGUUGCCGAAGAUAAUUUACCAAUAAUAAUAUUCAGAAUAGUGGAAAGUCAGGUACGGUUUUAGAUCUGAUAGGAUUUGAGUUGUAAUGAAUUUCAAUACAGAAAUUAUAAAAAAUUGUAGGCCACUGCCGCUCUUAUUCAAAGAAGCACAUAUCUUUUAGUUUAGACAAGUACAUGAUCUGAAUUUUUUUAGAAUACUAUCGAAAGUCCGUCAAAAGUCAAGAUUUAAAUUUUGCUAUUAAUAAAAAUGAUUACAUUAUGCAUCAGUCUAAUAAUUUGUCUUAUUUUUCAAUAAUUAUUGUACAGUAAAACAGCAGUAGCAUGUUCUUUGUGAUAAAUUAGACAUUUGACAUAUCAGGCGCCAUUUUGAAAAGGCGUGUCUCACUCCUACAUGCUAAUCAAUGCUAUGUGUCAUUGUUGGACAACUAUCUUUUAUACAGUUGACUCAAUUUAAAAAUCAAGUCCAGCUAAGUAACACAGUAGCACCACUCAGUAUAUGACCACAGAUAAAGGACUGUACACUGCUUUGACGUAUGUUGUUUGUGUCAAAUUAGACAUUUGACAUUAGAGGCGCCAUUUUGAAAAGGGCGUGUCUUACUCCUACAUAACAAUCAAUGCCGUGUGUAAAUUUUGGACAACUAUUUCUUAUACAGAAUGAGAAGAAAUAUUUUACUAAGGCACAAAUUUAUAUCAAGGAUACUUUUAGAAAUACAGCAAUUAUAAAAAAAAUAAUAUAUAGCUUACUUAAUAUUGAAACUCAAUAAUAAAUUAUAUACAAGUAAUCGAGGAUAUUUGAUAAAAGUUUUAAUGGAUCGAUAUUGAAACUAAUCUUCCUAUUGUAAUUUCAAAAUUUAAAUCUAGAUUUUUGACGGACAGCAAAUUAUAUACCGAUCUGAUAAUCUCGCUAAGAAUCGAAUAAAUCCCAAUCAUGAAAUUUCG
Molecule: messenger RNA, 5467 nt
Organism: Diabrotica balteata
Lineage: Eukaryota; Metazoa; Arthropoda; Insecta; Coleoptera; Chrysomelidae
Source: the annotation of a GenBank genome assembly